This is a messenger RNA of Salvia miltiorrhiza (redroot sage), 558 nucleotides long. RefSeq names its product elongation factor 1-beta-like. NCBI's taxonomy places the organism in Eukaryota, Viridiplantae, Streptophyta, Magnoliopsida, Lamiales, Lamiaceae. Gene Ontology annotation, molecular function: translation elongation factor activity; guanyl-nucleotide exchange factor activity. Gene Ontology annotation, cellular component: cytosol; eukaryotic translation elongation factor 1 complex. The coding region runs from base 203 to 460 and encodes 85 amino acids. Gene Ontology annotation, biological process: translational elongation. The transcript has a single exon. The record is from RefSeq and is a predicted model, not a curated record.
CUACCCUGACUCAAAACACCAAGAUCCCCAAAAUCUACGAAUCCCUAAUUUUCUUCUUCUCUCUCCCUCGCCGUGAACAGGACGGUUUCACGUGAUACAACCAGCUGCUUGCACCAAGCCAGUAAACUUGAAGCAAUUGGUUCUGAGAUGUGAAAGCAAUUAAUGGAAAAUAGCAGAUAUUGAGGAGAGAGGGAAGAGAAAAAUGCAGAGAGAAGCUCUGAAGAUGGCGGUUACCUUCUCAGAUCUGCACACAGAAUCCGGCCUCAAGGCCCUCGACGCCUUCCUCUCCGGCAAGUCAUACAUCUCCGGGAGUCAGUUGACGAAAGAUGAUGAUGAUCUUGAUCUCUUUGGCGAUGAGACAGAGGAAAGGAAGGCUGCAGAAGCGAGGGAAGCAGCCAAGGCACCUGCUAAGAAUAAAGAAAGUGGGAAGUCAUCUGUUCUCAUGGAUAAUAAGCCCUGAGAUGAUGAGACAGACAUGAAGAAGCUUGAAGAAUAUGUUCGAAGUAUUAAGAUGCCAGGACUCUUCUGGGGAGCAUCCAAAUUGGUCCCAAUUGGUUA